GAAAUGCGUUGUAAUUUCACGUUUUAUUUGUCCAUUUCUAACAUGAAAUAUGUAGUUACCGUCGUAAGCGUUUUCGUAACUUUGGUAAGGUGGUUUUGUCCCCGCUGAUCAGUGCUAAUUGGGGUCAACGGAAUGAUGUGCCAGCUAUGGCCACCAGCCCAAUGCUUCAGGAGCGAAUCAAAGCAGCCAAGGAGCUGCUAGUGCGAGUGGAUCUGCUAUGCAGCCGUCAGGCCCGAGAGGUAGAGGGCCGUGCCAAGCUAUGCAGCAAGCUUCGCGCCGAACUCAAAUUCUUGCAGAAGGUGGAAGCUGGGCAGGUCGUGAUCAAAGAGUCUCACUUGCAAAGCACUAACCUCACCCACCUGAGAGCCAUCGUUGAGUCCGCUGAAAGCCUAGAAAACAUCAUGAGUGUUUUGCAUGUGUUCGCGUACGAGGGCCCAGAUGGGCAGAAGCAAACGCUGGUGGUGGAUGUGGUCGCCAAUGAUGGACACACGUGGGUUAAAGCCAUUGGGCGGAAAGCAGAGGCCUUACACAACAUCUGGCAGGGCCGGGGGCAGUAUGGGGAUAAGAGCGUGAUCCGGCAGGCUGAAGAUUUCCUCGAGGCCAGCCGCCAGCAACCUGUGCAGUACAGCAACCCUCACAUCAUCUUUGCCUUCUACAACGGUGUCUCUAGUCCCAUGGCUGACAGGCUCAAAGAGAUGGGCAUCUCAGUGAGGGGUGACAUUGUCGCUGUAAACACAGUUGCAGGUGGAGGAGAGGAUGACGAACGGGCAGAGGAGGAUGACGAGGACGAAGGCGAGGACGAAGCUGGUUUCGGAGAAGACGACCAGGAGGAGAAUGAGGCUGUGGAGGAGGAAGAUGAGGACGAUGACGCUGACAUCAUGCACACCUGUGUGGACCGGGACACCAUUGUGGCCAGCCUGGCUUUCCCCACUGAGGUGAAGGUGGACGUAUGCAACAGAGCCAACCUAGAUAUCACCACGCUCAUCACGUACGUGUCCUCGCUGAGCCAUGGCAACUGUCACUACACAUUCCGCGAGCAAGUGCUGACAGAGCAGGCCGCCCAGGAGCGCCAGGAGAAGGUGCAGCCCAAGCUCGAUGCAUUCAUGCAGGGAAAGGAGCUCUUUGCCUGCCACUCAGCUGUCCACGACUUCCGUGUCAUCCUGGACACGCUGGGUGGGCCUGGAGAGAAAGCCCGGGCUGAGCAGCUCCUGGCCCGGCUCACAGUGGUGCCAGACCAGCCAUCAGAGCGCACGCAGCGCCUCGUCACCAGCUCCAAGGUGAACCGCAGGUCACUCAUGAUCUUUGGCACUGGCGACUCGCUGCGCGCCGUCACCAUGACUGCCAACAGUGGGUUUGUGCGCGCAGCCGCCAACCAAGGGGUGCGCUACAGUGUGUUCAUCCACCAGCCACGUGCGCUGACAGAGGGCAAAGAAUGGAGAGCCACUCCAAUAUGAGAAAUGACUGAAAUGCAAUGAAACGGCACAGAUCAUACAAGUGGAAUAACGUGCAAUAGCACUUUAAAUGCAAGAGAUGAACAGGCCCGUUAUAUUCUGAGUUUAAAGUGAAACAUUUGCAAGAGGCGCCAUUAUACAGUUGUAUGUAAGUUGCACAACUGGCUGCUAAUAAGGGCAGUGUGAGCUGCAUUUGGGUUAACCCUUUACAGGAUGUUCUGUUUCUGUGAGCUCAGUGCCUCAACCAUAGCCUGCACAGAUAUCGAAUGUACCAAAAUGUCAUAUCAGCAGAAACCUAUAUUGUGUCAAACAACAGAUACUGUACACUGUGUUUAUAUCGUAUAUGGUGACUUGUCUACAACAAAAAAUUAGCUUUUAUUUAUAGUUUCCCCCCUUGAAAUUUUGGUUUUCCAAUCUGUGUACUUUGAUGUGUAACAUUUAAGUUUCUAUAUCUACCAUUGGAACAUUUUUCUUUUGCAUAAGAAUACAUUGAGAAAGGUUAAAAUAAACAUCCAUGCAAUUAC
Messenger RNA from Electrophorus electricus (electric eel), 1975 nucleotides. RefSeq names its product chromosome 11 C7orf25 homolog (gene c11h7orf25). The record is from RefSeq and is a predicted model, not a curated record. NCBI's taxonomy places the organism in Eukaryota, Metazoa, Chordata, Actinopteri, Gymnotiformes, Gymnotidae.